CAUGAAGCUGCUGGUUGCUGCUGCGCUCAUCGCGGGCUCCGUGAUCUUUUUGCUGUUCCCUGGGAGCUCCGUGGCUGAUGAAAAAAAGAAAGGACCGAAGGUGACCCAUAAGGUGUACUUUGAUAUCAAGAUUGGUGAUGAGGAUGUAGGACGUGUAGUAAUUGGUCUUUUUGGAAAAACUGUUCCUAAGACAGUUGAGAACUUUGUAACCUUGGCAACAGGAGAGAAAGGCUUUGGUUACAAAGGCAGCAAGUUCCACCGUGUGAUCAAAGACUUCAUGAUCCAAGGAGGAGAUUUCACUCGGGGAGAUGGUACUGGAGGAAAAAGCAUAUAUGGAGACCGGUUCCCAGAUGAAAACUUCAAGCUAAGGCACUAUGGUCCAAAUUGGGUGAGCAUGGCUAAUGCUGGCAAAGACACUAAUGGUUCCCAGUUCUUCAUUACAACAGUCAAAACUCCAUGGCUUGACGGGAAACAUGUAGUGUUCGGAAAAAUUCUGGAAGGCAAGGACGUUGUCGAAAAGAUUGAAUCUACUAAAACAGAUGGUCGGGAUAAACCACUUAAAGAUGUGGUGAUUGCAGACUGUGGAACGAUUGAGGUGGAAAAGCCAUUUGCAAUUGCCAAAGAGUAAUGUAAAAUUGAGGGAAAGACCCUGUUGCCUACUUGUCCAUCACUGGGUAAAUCAGAUCUGAGGACUUUCCUGUGAGCUACAUGCUGUGUAGCCUUCUCACUCCUCACUAACAAGGCAUGGGGAAAAACACCCAUGUCCAGAAGCUUCAGGCACAUAUCUAGGUCUGUCCUUAUACCCCUGAACUUUUAACUUCAGUUACUAAAGUUAUGAGUGGCCAGACGGUAAAUCCAUCUCUUGUUCCAAGGAUCAAGAACAAAUAAUUGAAUUAUACAUUCCAUCCACUAAAAAUUUGUACUCAAAUUUGAAAUGGACAUGUACAAUAAUUGUUGGGUUGAAUAAAAACCAUUUCUAUUAAAUGUUUCUCUUUUUUUU
Messenger RNA from Xenopus tropicalis (tropical clawed frog), 1000 nucleotides. It is a transcript of the gene ppib, whose product is annotated as peptidylprolyl isomerase B. NCBI's taxonomy places the organism in Eukaryota, Metazoa, Chordata, Amphibia, Anura, Pipidae. Gene Ontology annotation, cellular component: melanosome; endoplasmic reticulum lumen. Gene Ontology annotation, molecular function: isomerase activity; peptidyl-prolyl cis-trans isomerase activity. Bases 2 to 628 code for a protein of 208 amino acids. The record is from RefSeq and is marked provisional. Gene Ontology annotation, biological process: protein folding. The transcript is spliced from 5 exons.